AUGGCAGCGAAACAAAUCGCAUUCAACACCGACGCACGCGAGCGCAUCCUCAAAGGUGUCCAAAAACUCGCAUCCGCAGUCAAAGUCACCCUCGGCCCAUCAGGCCGCGUAGUCAUCCUCGAAAAAUCCUUUGGCGCCCCAACCGUCACCAAAGACGGCGUCUCCGUCGCCAAGGAAAUCACACUCGACGACCCAUACGAAAACAUGGGCGCCCAAAUGGUCAAAGAAGUCGCAUCCAAAGCUUCCAAAGAAGCAGGCGACGGCACCACCACCGCGACCAUCUACGCCGAGUCCAUCUUCUCCGAAGGUCUCAAGAACAUCACCUCCGGCGCCAACCCAAACCAAAUCAAGCGCGGCAUCGACAUGGCCAUCGAAGCCAUGAUCACCGAGCUCCACUCCAUGUCCAAGCCGAUCUCCUCCUCCAAGGAAAUCGCACAGGUCGGAACCUGCUCCGCAAACCAAGACGCCGAGAUCGGCAAGAUCAUCGCCACCGCGAUGGACAAAGUCGGUAAAGACGGCGUCAUCACCGUCGAAGAAGGCAAGUCCCUCGAAACCGAAGUCGAACUCGUCGAAGGCAUGCAGUUCGACAAGGGAUACCUCUCCCCACACUUCGUCACCGACACCGCCACCAUGGAAGCCGUCCUCGACAAACCAUACAUCCUCAUCCACGAGAAGAAGAUCAGUAAUGCCAAGGACAUCCUCCCAAUCCUGGGUAAGGUCGCCGAGUCGGGAUCACAACUCCUGAUCAUCGCCGAGGAUAUCGACAGCGAAGCACUCGCCACCCUCGUCGUCAACAAACUCCGUGGCACAUUGAAGGUCGUCGCCGUCAAAGCCCCAGGGUUUGGCGAUCGCCGCGCCGAAAUGCUCCAGGACAUCGCCACCCUCACCGGCGGCACCGCGAUCAUGGAACAGCUCGGCAUCGACAUCGAGAAACUCGAACUCUCCGAACUCGGACGCGCCAAGAAGAUCACCAUCUCCAAAGACAACACCAUCAUCGUCGAAGGUGCAGGUAGUGGCAGCGACAUCAAGGGCCGCAUCGACAUGAUCCGCGCCCAGAUCGAAGCAUCCUCCUCCGACUACGACCGCGAGAAGCUCGAAGAGCGCCUCGCCAAGCUCGCCGGAGGCGUAGCACAAGUCAAUGUCGGCGCAGCAACCGAAGUCGAAAUGACCGAGAAGAAAGCACGCGUCGAAGACGCCCUCCACGCCUGCCGUGCAGCGGUUGAAGAAGGCAUCCUCCCAGGUGGUGGCACCGCAGUCCUUCGCGCUCGCCGCGCACUCACCGCGAUCCGCAAGAAAGCUUCCGGCGACGAACGCAUCGGCAUCGACAUCGUCUCCCGCGCAGUCGCCGCACCGGUAAAGCAGAUCGCCAAAAACUGCGGCCUCGACGGCUCCGUCAUCGCGAGCAAGGUCGAAGAAUCCGACGACAACACCUUCGGAUACAACGCCCUCACCCACGAAUACGGCGACCUCGUCGCCAUGGGCGUCAUCGUCCCAACCAAGGUCGAACGCGUCGCCCUCCAGAAUGCAGCUUCAAUCGCAGGCCUCCUCCUGACCACCGAAGCCGCAAUCGUCGAAAUCAAAGACAAACCCGUAGGCGCCGGCCACUCGGGCGAGGACUUUGAUUACUAA
This is a messenger RNA of Symbiodinium sp. CCMP2592, 1629 nucleotides long. The record is from the annotation of a GenBank genome assembly. Lineage: Eukaryota; Dinophyceae; Suessiales; Symbiodiniaceae.